AUGGUCCAGGUGGCGUCGACGUCGGCCAGCGACAGGUUUAAUUCUGUCAACAUCCCAUCGUCCUCAGCCAUCAGUCUGGAUACGGAUAUAGUGCUGUUGGAGGGGAUAGUAGAACGGAGAAAGAAAGUCCUAGGUGCGAACCAUAUCGAUACUCUCGACAGCAUGCAUCGUCUCGCCACCUCGUACGCAAAACACAAGGCGAGCAGCAAGGCGCUAGCGCUCAUCACCAAAGUCGUGGAUGGGAGAAAGAGGGUUCUUGGUCACACACAUAGCGAGACAUUGCGGUCUAUACACGUCCUCGCCGGCGUCUACGCGACGCUCGGGCGCUACACGGACGCUGUGAUCACGUUUGAGGAGGUCGUCCAGCUGCGACGGAGGACCUUAGGACCGCAUAAUGUCGACACCGUGGACAGCACGUCCCACCUCGCGGUCGUAUACGCGAAGCUAGGCCGCCACGUCGAGUCCGCGGAAUUAUACGAGGAGGUCGUUGAAGGCAGGGAGGCAGUUCUCGGGAUCUCCCACGUCGACACACUCAGGAGCGCACAUUUCCUGGCGGCGGUGUAUAUGGAGCUCGGCCAGAGUGUGUUGGCUGUGGAAUUAUUACGGGAAGUCGUGGCGAGGCGGAUGGAGGUGCUGGGCCUCGAUCAUGUUGAUACGCUGUCCAGUAAGGAUCGUCUCGCACGGGCGUUGUUCCAACUUCAUCGCUAUGGUGAGGCGGCAGUUUUAUGGGAGGACGUCGUCGAGGAGAGAAAGCGGAACCCCGGUGUCGAAGACAUCGACACCCAAGAGAGUAUGACUGGCCUGGGCACCGCCUACGUCCAUUUAAGCAGGCACGGCGACUCCGUGAGGCUCCUAUCGGAAGUAGUAGGUGUGAGGGAGAGAAUGCUCGGUAGCGACCACAAGGACACGUUAGCGAAUAAGGAGGACCUGGCACGCACUUAUCAGCAGCACGGUGUGUACGCAGAAGCCGUCUUGCUAUACACACAGGUGGUAGAAGCCAGGCUGAGGACGACUCCUCCCGGUUCCAAGAGCGUCGAUACGUUAUGGAAGAGCAUACACGACCUCGCCGGCGCACAUAUUAGCCUUAGGCAGUUCAGAGAGGCCGGCGGCCUGUUGGAAGAGGUAGUGCAGGAGCGGAAGAAACUCCUUGGAAUCUGGGACGCGGACACGCACUCGAGUAUGAGGAUGUUAGCGAGGGUAUAUCGCACACUGGCUUUGCAUGGCGAUGCGAUCCUUGUUGAGACUGAGCUACAAGAAGGAGAAAUGAUAGGAUUCUAG
Molecule: messenger RNA, 1278 nt
Organism: Stereum hirsutum FP-91666 SS1
Lineage: Eukaryota; Fungi; Basidiomycota; Agaricomycetes; Russulales; Stereaceae
Product: TPR-like protein
Exons: 2
Coding region: 1-1278 (425 amino acids)
Molecular function (GO): protein binding
Source: RefSeq, a predicted model, not a curated record